CAAAUGGGAUUAUCCUGGUGAUGAGCGAGAUUGACGGAGAUAAUAACACAGCUCCGCCCUGGACUCCUCUUUUGGACCAAUUCCCCCCUCUCUCUUCCGCCUUUCCCCGAUCAAUUUCAUGGAAAUACGUUAAUUUAACCUUGUUUUUAAUCUGUUAUAUAUAUAAGUGAAAAAGUGAAUGAAAAACCCGCAAUCGCUGCUCUCAUUAGCAAUCGACACUGCUGUUUUCAACCUCCCACACUUCUCUGACCUCUCUCCUCUCCCCGAUCACAUUCUCCUCGAUCUUUUCGCGAGAACACUGAAAGCUGGGAAGCUGAAUGAGAAAGUUCUGAAGCUCUUCAUAGCAACUGGAAAAGAGGAAGUCCUAUCAGUUAUCCGGGCACUUAAUAUCCAACAUGUCCUCACACCUGUCCUUCCUACCAGUGAGAUGUCUGUACUUAACAUCAGAGAUAGCGAUAUUGACAUUGUAAUAGGAGCACUCCGCUCAGAUCUCACAUCGUUCAUGAAUGCAUGGAGGGAAAUAUUUUCUCAGUUCCACUUGAUAAUUGUCAAAGACCCCGAUCUUAAUCAGGAACUCAAUAUACCCGAAGGUUUUAACCUUGAUGUCUAUACCAAGUCUCAUAUAGAAAAUGCAAUGGGCGCUUCUACAUCCGCUCUCUUCUCUGGAUACUCUUGCAGGUAUUUUGGCUUCAUCGUAUCUAAGAAAAAGUACAUUAUCUCAAUUGAUGACGACUGUGUCCCGGCCAAGGAUGACAAGGGUUUCCUGAUAGAUGCUGUGUCCCAGCAUAUUAGCAAUUUGAGCAAUCCAGCUACUCCUUUCUUCUUCAAUACUCUCUACGAUCCUUACCGCGAGGGAGCAGAUUUUGUUCGUGGAUACCCAUUUAGUCUUCGAAGCGGGGUUAAAUGUGGUCUAUCAUGUGGACUGUGGCUUAACUUGGCUGAUUUUGAUGCCCCUACUCAAGCACUGAAGCCAGCACAGAGGAAUACUCAAUAUGUUGAUGCAGUAAUGACUGUUCCAACAGGAGCUCUGAUGCCUAUCAGUGGCAUUAAUAUUGCGUUCGACCGUGAGACAGUGGGCCCUUGUUUGUUACCAGCUUUGAAGUUAGCCGGUGAAGGAAAAUUCAGGUGGGAAACAAUGGAAGAUAUCUGGAGUGGAAUGUGUGUCAAGGUUGUGUGUGAUCACCUUGGGCUCGGAGUGAAGACCGGUAUGCCGUACGUGUGGAGAGAAGAUAGAGGUAAUGCCAUAGAAAGCUUGAAGAAAGAAUGGGAAGGGGUGAAGCUGAUGGAGGAAGUUGUCCCGUUCUUUCAGUCCGUAAGGCUGCCGCAAACAGCAGUCACAGCCGUAGAUUGUGUAGCAGAGCUCGCGACAUCGGUAAAGCAAAAGUUGGGUCCGAUAGAUUCCGUGUUUAAUCGUGCGGGGGAUGCUAUGUUGGAGUGGGUGAAGCUGUGGAGGGCAUUUGGAUCUGGUUCUUCUCCAUUGUAGGAGGUAGUUCGGUUAUGCUGCUUCUCAAAUGAUUCCAUUUGCUUGGACUUUCUUCCAUUCAAAAGUUUCUUAUUGAUCAUUAACCUAUAGAAGCUUAAGUUAUGGGGGCAAUAAUAAUUGUUUUGAGUGUUUUAUUUGAUACAUUAAUUUUGGGGAUGCUUAAACUUGAACUUGUGAUGGUGACUAUUUCUUUUGUUUGACAAAAGCAUUGGAUAUAAUUGAUUAGUGCUAGUGGAUGUGGAAUGCAUAAGAUAAGAGCAUUUUAUUUA
Messenger RNA from Mercurialis annua (annual mercury), 1752 nucleotides. Its product is annotated as probable UDP-arabinopyranose mutase 5. The record is from RefSeq and is a predicted model, not a curated record. Bases 179 to 1483 code for a protein of 434 amino acids. Gene Ontology annotation, cellular component: Golgi apparatus; cytosol. Gene Ontology annotation, molecular function: UDP-arabinopyranose mutase activity. The transcript has 3 exons. Lineage: Eukaryota; Viridiplantae; Streptophyta; Magnoliopsida; Malpighiales; Euphorbiaceae. Gene Ontology annotation, biological process: plant-type cell wall biogenesis; UDP-L-arabinose metabolic process.